CUUUUCCACUGAGUAGCCUACGCUGUUUUUAAUGCAAAAACAGGAUUGGACUAUACUGUAUUUGAAUUGUCAUAGUUUUGUGACUCUCAUCCUUUAUACAGUCUAUGCUCUCAUCACACACUGAUGCUGCGAUAAAGAAAACAACCACAUUGGCCUUUUCCUGAUAAAUAAUCACACAAAAACGUAAAAAGGGGAUGUAGUAGACUGUAGAGAACAAUUGUGAAUUGUGAACUUGCAAACAACAUGUUUGCUGUAAAUGUUCAGGCAGCUGAAAGCCUACUCACCCAUCAAAGCUGCAAUGCCACAAGCUUACAGGACAGGACACCAUGCAUGGAAAUGACCCCGUUCAAUGACCUGCACACAAAUGGAACAACCUAAAUUGAGAUAUUAAUACAGUACAAUUCAGAAGAAAAGAGGUGGUUCUAUGCCUUAAAUGUCACUGUUCAUUGGGGCCUUGCUAGCCCUGGAAGCUUCACAAAUAAACACAACACAAGCCAAUUUGACAACAAUUGCACAGCAUUAAAACAAAUAAAAAGUACCUUAAAAAGAAAACAUAACAAACUACACAGUUGGGACAACGGGAGCUGUCCCUGAGGGAAAAAGCGUGUAUUUUUUCAGAUAAUUAGCAAAAGGCUAAUGCUAGGUCAAACAAAAGGACCAUCAUUCCAAAAAAGAGGGAGCGAAAAGUUAGAAAGAACUGUAAAAUAAGUCACCAUACGUUAUAUAUUGAACCACGUCGCUCUCUGGUGGCAGCAUUCGUCCCUUACAAUUGCAAUCUGUAGCGACACUCCUUUAGUUUCCCUUGUGAGCUCGAUGAGCUCCGGGAUAGACUGCAGGACUUUCUGUUGACAGUUCACAACAAUGGCAGAAAUCGAAGCAGCACAACCGGCUCAGGUUGAUGUUUCCAAAAGUAGCAACGACCCAGCUGAAGGAUAUGAGAAGAAAUGUAUUUUCUGCAAGAUUGUAAACAAAGAAAUGGGAACGGAGCUUCUUCACUGUGAUGAGGAGAUCUCAUGUUUCAGAGACAUCAAACCUGGAGCUCCUCACCAUUAUCUGAUCGUACCAACCAAACAUGUAGGAAACUGUAAAUCACUCCGCAAAGAAAACGUGCCUUUGGUGAAGCGCAUGGUCGAGACAGGGAAGGAGAUCCUCCAGAAAAACAACAUAACAGACCUCAAUGAUGUCAGGUUUGGUUUCCACUGGCCCCCCUUCUGUUCUGUCACACACCUACACCUUCAUGUCCUGGCGCCUGCCAGUCAGAUGGGCUUCAUGUCCCGCCUCUUCUACAGACUCAACUCCUAUUGGUUCAUCACAACAUUUUAAUAUUUUGCAGGCGGACCAGCUGAUUGAGCUUCUCAACUCUAAAGGAGACACAAACUGAUCACACACCUUCAAUACUUACAGUUCUUGACUUUUAACUUCUUUCUUCUUGAAGAUGCCAUGUUUGAUGAUACACGCUAACAUUUAUGUUAAUUUAUGUUAACAUUUAUGGCUUGUAAUGACAGUAUUUUAAACUGGUGACAUAUUAGUAAUGGAAGCCGAAUCGUGUUUCUUGCUACUUGAGAUGUGUUAGAUAUGACACACGUUUUUUUUUCAAAUGUUUUUACAGAAGAAGAUCAUUCAAUCUUUUUUAAUAUCGGACGUAAUAAAAAUGCACGUAUUGUAUGGACCAAGGAGCAAACGGUGAUAUUCACCUGUUUCAACUAUUAACACCAAAGGAGGCAUUCUUAUUUUUUUAACUGAAUGUGAAUGUGUGUUGAGUACAAGAAUAUAAAGCCCAUAUGAAUAACAAGCUUUUUUGAUACCUUGAUAUGCUUAAUGAUUUGGAAAUCAGAUUUGAUGCAUGUAUAACUGAGAAAAAGUAUAAGUAAGGAAAAUGAACUAGUGUUAUUCAUAUAUUGAUAUAACAUUUUGGACAGCUGUGAGUUCCUCAGCUAUGUUAAUGUAUUUAUUUAAUGAUGUAGAGAGUAACAUCUUCAUUAACUAUGUACUGUAGGGCUCCUUUACAACAAAAGCAGCUACAUAUUAAUGAGCUUGACAAAAAAACGAGGCAUUUGUUUAAAAAUGACAUUUGAUUUCAUGAAAUUCUGAGGAUUUUUGAAGUUAAUGAUUUGAACUAACCUGUUGGUGAAUGAAGUGAAUAUGUAUGCUAUGACGAAACUGCUGUAUACUAGGGAAUGUAAAGAAUAAACAUCAUACUGUAUAUACUGUAUGAUGUUGUAUGCACUUUAAGAAUUAAUUUAACUAAGAAUAAAUAAUAAAUUGCCAGCU
Gymnodraco acuticeps is the source of this 2271-nucleotide messenger RNA. RefSeq names its product histidine triad nucleotide binding protein 3 (gene hint3). The transcript is spliced from 5 exons. Lineage: Eukaryota; Metazoa; Chordata; Actinopteri; Perciformes; Bathydraconidae. Gene Ontology annotation, molecular function: catalytic activity. The record is from RefSeq and is a predicted model, not a curated record. Bases 862 to 1323 code for a protein of 153 amino acids.